AUGGAAAUGGCAGGAGUAAAAGGCAGAGUACUGGCCAGUACAAUUAUCUGCUGUCUGUUCGCUGUGGGUGAGAUGUUGCUUGGAUUGAUCGCGAUGUGGCUUAGAUCAUGGCGAGCGAUACUUCGUAUGGUGUACGGGCCGGCAUUGCUUGCCAUAUUGUUGCCGGUUCUGAUCCCGGAAUCAGUCAGGUGGCUAUUGGCGAAUGGGAAACACGAAAAGGUGGAGAAUAUUUAUCGGAAAAUGGCGCGUAUUAACGGGCUGCAAAUCUCCGAGGAGGCGCUCGGCGCGUUCAAAGACAUGAACAUGGUGAAAACCGAGAAGACGGAGCAGUUGGCGACCGAAAAGAAGUCACCGGCGAUGCAAAUUCUGCACAGCUCGGUGAUGAUCACACGGCUGCUGGCCUGCUCGUUCUGCUGGCUGACCAACACUUUCGUGUACUACGGGCUCUCGUUGAACUCGGUGGCCUUCGCCGGUGACAAAUACGUUAAUUUCAUAUUAGUCGCCAUCGUGGAGAUCCCGGCUUACUUCCUGACCUGGUUCCUGACCGAUUACGUCGGUCGUAAAGCUACCCUCUCCUCGUCUUUCUUACUGAGCGGGGCGUUCUGUCUGGCUAUACAAUUCGUACCGACAGGUUCGAUGAGCUUCUUACCGUUGGUGCUGUACUUGGGCGGGAAGUGGUGCAUCACGAUGUCCUUCUCGACGAUUUACAUUUACACGGCGGAGCUGUUCCCCACGAACCUGAGACACUCCCUCCUUGGAAUUUGCAGCAUGACUGGCCGCAUGGGGUCAAUAUUGUCACCGCAAACACCUCUUUUGGCACAAAUCAUGCCGGAACUGCCGUUGAUUCUGUUCGGAUGCAUGGCGCUGGCCGCGGGGUUGCUGUCUCUCUUCUUCCCGGAAACGUUGGGAACGAAACUUCCGGACACGGUGUGCGAGGCGGAGAAUAUCGGCAAAGUGCAGCAGGAAUUGCAGGAUUCGCCGUCUUAAAGGCGCGUUAUGAAUCCGGCGCGAAGAGAACUGAAACGCAAAACGCGAGGAGAGUAGAGUAGAUAGAAAGGGGAGGAAAGGAUGGCGAGGACCAGCGAGAUAGACGAAGAAAGAGAGCGACGAAUCGUCUGAAAGAAAACUGAAUUGGAACA
Messenger RNA from Heterotrigona itama, 1139 nucleotides. Lineage: Eukaryota; Metazoa; Arthropoda; Insecta; Hymenoptera; Apidae. The record is from the annotation of a GenBank genome assembly.